Molecule: messenger RNA, 1728 nt
Organism: Exophiala oligosperma
Lineage: Eukaryota; Fungi; Ascomycota; Eurotiomycetes; Chaetothyriales; Herpotrichiellaceae
Exons: 1
Coding region: 356-1294 (312 amino acids)
Source: RefSeq, a predicted model, not a curated record
GCGGAUCUCGCAUAUCCCGCAGUUUGGCGGCGACAGCCUUAGGCGGUACCUGCACCCUAGAACGAGAAACAUAUCCCUGUGCUCCACCUCCGACUUUCAAGUGAUCAUCGAAGGCCCUCGAUCUUGCUGAAUACGACUCUGCCUAGGCUCCAUUACCGUCUGAUAACUCACCUGUCAUCUGCCAGCUACUCCCGAAGCCCUCUUCCCAACAACGACCUCUACAAAGCCAUCCAAGCGCCAGCCUCCUGAGCGCAGAUUCCGCCGCCCACACCCUAAAUUACAAGCUCAAGAAAGAGCCAGGAAAGGCACAGACUACAAACGAACCCUUGACUAGACAAGACACCCUGCCAGCACCAUGAGGAAGCCUUCCAUACCAGACCUGAUAUACCAGAAAACAUUCCCUAAACCAAAGCAAGGCGAUCCUGGCUCUUUCUUCGCACACAUCCACCGUCAUAUUGUUUCGGAGAUCCGAGUCGAAGUACAGACGUUCUUCGGGACCAUCGACACCCUCGAAGCACAAUAUCCAGGUCUAGACUACACCUAUCCUCCCCACCGUCGUCGAUUAACCAGACAUCCGUGGCAUAGAAGACUCUUUCGAGUGAUUGACGAGCUGGGCCUGACCAACGACGAGGUCUUGAGUCUGUGUCAGUGGGAGGGAACUCGGGCAGCCAAAGAAAGAUAUGAACGAGAAGCACAAACCGAGGUCAAGUCUACGAUAGGCGCGGACAUCGAAGUUGCUCCACAAGGCAACGGACCUAGGGCAAUCUGGGAAGACUGGAGUCGGCCUCAGUCUAGUCGGACAUCCUCAGACAACGAUACUGUGAUCGAGUUGGAGGAGGGAGAACACAAAGAUGGCAGUCCUGAGUCCCGACAUGGUUCGACCGAGCCACCGGACGACGAUGUCAUGGGACUCGUCCGAGACGCCAUGCAAGCAAGAAUGGAAGCCAGACCCAGCGGCACACCUUUGAUCAUCAACCAAGUGUGGGAGCAAUGGUUGAAAGAGGCACUCGAACGGCAUGAGAUGGACGUCGACUCCGUCUUGACGGCGAUCCAAAGUUUGGAUUUCGAAAUGAUAUCACCGGUCGUCGAAGAAGAUGCCGCCGUCGGACUCACACCGGCAACCACUCCUCCUUUGUCACCAUCAAGACCAGCACGUACCGCACACACGCGCAACAGCUACGAUGACCUGCAUAGUAUGGUGGACGAGUUGCAAAGCAACAACACACGACUGGCGGAAGAUAAUGCGGCGAUGGCACUGUUUCUACAAAGAUCACAAACCGAGGCUGCGAGGUAAGGGGGAGGACCUGGGUGUGUUUUAUCUCUAGCACAUGCAUACGUGGGAGGUUCUUUGUUUUUGUAUGGGGGUUGUUCCGAAAAAAGCAUGAGUUUGACUAUGGUCGGGUGUUUUACGCAGAAUCCAACCUUAUUGUUUGAGCGAGGCGUAUGGAUUUUCAUCGAGGCAUGGGUUCGAGAGCAAUGAUGGUGUCUUUUUUUGCAAGGUUGUUUCUCCUCUUCAAGCGCAUGGGCUUUCUGCGAUGGGAUGGAAUGGAAAUGGGAAUGCUCUCUUGACGAUCGAGCAAUAAUGGGUGUCGUUGUUUCUGUUUUGUUGGUCUGGCCGAGAUCCCUCCUUACCACCUGCCUGAGGUAAACUAGGAGGGCUUUUCGUAACGAAAAGGACAUUACAGACAAGUCAGAUUCAGAAAUUCAAUCCAAAUAACAUUAUCAUAA